GAAAAACUGCCAUGGUGGCUCUUGCUAGCUAGUAUGUGAGGUUGGGCGCUGCAAUGAUGGCAGACGACAAUAAUACUUAUUACGUGACAACAACAUCGGAACAACGUUAGGAAGCCAGUGUGUCUCUUAAUCGUCUGUUUGUGUCAGUGUUAUGGCUGAAACAUGAAGGCCCAAUUACAAGUCACAGUACUGUCAGCCAAGCUGAAGGAAAACAAAAAGAACUGGUUUGGUCCCAGUCCGUAUGUAGAAAUAGCCGUGGAUGGCCAGUCAAAGCGGACUGAGAAAUGCAACAACACACACAGUCCAAAGUGGAAACAGGCACUCACAGUGAUUGUGACUCCUCUCAGCAAGCUGAUAUUCCGUGUUUGGAGCCACCAGACGCUCAAGGCAGACAUCUUGUUGGGAAUAGCCACGCUGGAGAUCCGUGAGACGCUGAAGGCAAAUGACUUGAAAUUGUCUGAGGUGGUCCAGACGUUGCAGCUGUGCUCUGACAGAGACUCCCGGGAUAUUGUGGGCGACCUAUCGGUCUGUCUCGACGGCAUGCAUGUCGACCCCGAAGCCUUCGCCUCAGCAGACAAAGACCAUGCUUCUCUGCUCAAGGAGGAUGCAAGACAAAAUGGGAAAACUGGCAACAGGCCAAGCAGAGAUUCGUCUCCAUCCAGUGACUCUGAUGAAUGGGUCAUUGUACCAGACACUCGCACUGUCAACAGCUCCAGCUCCCCUUCCCAGUCUCCAGGGGGCGCUACUGGUUCUCGUCGCAGUCGACCGACCCGACCUUCUUCCACCCCUGGUAGACCCGCCACCUCACCAACUUCUUCCAGCAGUUCCUCUCCAAGCGAGUUAAGUGAAGGUCUUGCAUCUGACGGCUCAUCCCAGGCGUCUGCCAGUGGGGUUUCAGAUCACCAUGAGGACGCAGGUACAGGCGGUGCAGCAGCAGCGGCAGCAGCACCAGCAGCGGCACCAGCACCAGCCGUGAGGCCUCCUGCUGCAAAUGUCCCCAGACCAGUGGCCCCAGCAGCACCAGCAGCACCAGCCACUGCUGCUUCAAGACCCACGCCCUUGAGCACCGGCCCCUUGCCACCUGGCUGGGAGCAGCGUGUGGACCAAAAUGGACGCAUGUACUUUGUCGAUCACAUUGAGAAGAGGACUACCUGGGACCGACCGGAGGCUCUGCCUACAGGAUGGGAGCGCAGGGUAGACCCCAUGGGCAGGGUUUACUACGUGGACCACAUCACCAGGACGACCACGUGGCAGCGCCCCACACAGGAGUCAGUGCGUAAUUACGAGGAGUGGCAGCAUCAGCGCAGCCAACUGCAAGGAGCCAUGCAGCAGUUCAACCAGCGGUUCAUUUAUGGGCUCCAGGACCAGCUUGCAGCCACGUCCAAUAAGGAGUUUGACCCCCUGGGACCUCUACCGCACGGCUGGGAAAAAAGGACAGACAGCAAUGGAAGAGUGUAUUUUGUUCAUCACCCGACACGGACGACACAAUGGGAAGACCCCAGGACACAAGGGCUGCUCAAUGACAAACCUUUGCCCGAGGGCUGGGAGAUGAGGUUCACAGUCGAUGGCAUUCCCUACUUUGUGGAUCAUAACAGGCGAACCACAACCUACAUUGACCCUCGUACGGGGAAAUCCUCGCUUGAAAACGGCCCGCAGAUUACCUACGUCAGGGACUUUAAAGCCAAAGUGCAAUACUUCAGGUUCUGGUGUCAGCAACUAUCAAUGCCUCAGCACAUCAAGAUUUCCGUUUCCAGGAAAACCUUGUUUGAGGAUUCAUUCCAGCAGAUUAUGAGCUUCCAUCCUCAAGAUCUGAGACGGAGACUGUGGAUCAUUUUCCCCGGAGAGGAAGGUUUGGACUAUGGAGGCGUGGCCAGGGAAUGGUUCUUCCUGCUUUCUCACGAAGUGCUGAACCCCAUGUACUGUUUGUUUGAGUAUGCUGGCAAAGACAACUACUGUCUGCAGAUCAACCCAGCCUCCUACAUUAACCCGGACCACCUUAAGUAUUUCAAGUUCAUUGGCCGCUUCAUCGCUAUGGCCUUGUUCCACGGCAAGUUCAUCGACACAGGCUUCUCCUUGCCCUUCUACAAGCGCAUCCUGAACAAGCCUCUGGCUCUCAAAGACCUGGAGUCGGUGGAUCCAGAGUUUUACAACUCUCUUAUAUGGAUCAAAGAUAAUAACAUCGAAGAGUGUGGUCUGGAGAUGUUCUUCUCAGUCGACAAAGAGAUCCUAGGCGAGGUCACCACCCAUGAGCUAAAACCAGAUGGCGGGAACGUUCAAGUAACUGAGGAAAACAAGGAGGAGUACAUCAGGCUGGUGGCUGAGUGGAGGUUGUCAAGAGGUGUGGAGGAGCAGACCCAGGCCUUCUUUGAGGGCUUCAAUGAGGUUCUGCCCCAGCAAUACCUGCAGUACUUUGAUGCUAAGGAAUUAGAGGUGAUGCUGUGUGGGAUGCAAGAGAUUGACCUUGUGGAUUGGCAAAGGAACACCAUCUACAGACAUUAUGCCCGAAGCAGCAAGCAGAUUCUUUGGUUCUGGCAGUUUGCAAAGGAGAUGGACAAUGAGAAGAGGAUGAGACUGCUACAGUUUGUCACCGGAACUUGUCGUCUUCCUGUUGGUGGCUUUGCUGACCUUAUGGGAAGUAACGGGCCGCAGAAGUUCUGCAUUGAGAAGGUGGGCAAAGAGAACUGGCUUCCGCGAAGCCACACAUGCUUUAAUCGUCUGGACCUGCCUCCUUACAAGAGUUACGAGCAGCUGAAGGAGAAGCUCAUGUUUGCCAUCGAGGAGACGGAAGGCUUUGGACAGGAGUAACCACAGCACCUUUUCCUUAUAUUUGUCUCUGCAGCCCGGAGCUGCUUUUAUUUCUCUGCCACAUCGACUGUAUGCAAUCCCACAGCUGCUUUCAAAAAUCUUUAAACUCUAAGAGACACUUCCCUGCAUUUAGUUAACAUAAGAGUGGACAAUUCUUCACCCUUUUCACAACAUCACGCUUAACGCCGUGCGAGUGUGGAACAGAAGAAGCUCCAUCAGGACCUCCCUGUUAAGACUAUGCACUCAGAUUAUAUUUUCAGAUUAUAUUUGAUUUAUAUAUCUUUUAAAAAGUGAUUUAAUUCAAAUGUCUUAUUGGACUGAUUAAUGUAGCAGAGGCUGUCCCUUUUUAAGAACAUUUUUCAUUUCUUUAACAUAGUUUACACAUGAACUGUGAAGGGCAAGACAGUGGGAUUGUCCCUGACAAAAGCAUGUAGUUCUUCCUUGUUUUAAGUGCAAUAGUUUUGUAGCUGUACCAACAAUAGUUUUGAUGACUUCACGAGAUAAGUUUUCACUCUUUAGUGCUGAUUUUACUCUCUGAUUUGAAAACUGGUGCAGGUUCGAAAAUCUUUUUAGCGUAACUAUUUCAAAAAAGGGCAGUUGUCUCCUGUGUAAUAUAAAUAUAUUGGACCGUGAGUGUUCCUUUUAUCAAAAGUGUGAAUAAUAAUGUUAAUUGAUUACUGAUGAAGUGGGAACAAUCCUGUGUGAUAGAUUUGUAAAAUACGUCCUAUUCCCACUGAGUGGUAGAAAAUACAUGAUACUGGAUAGAUAAUAAAGCUCAAUCAUGAGAUUGAAAGUGACUAAUGUAGUGUAAAUACAGGUACUGUACACAGCGGGAUAAUGUGUUAAACAUCUAAAUACAUAGAAUUCACCCAAGUAGUGGUCCCCUUUUAUGAUUUUGGCUUGGAAGUGGAGCGCUAGCAGGUGACCCUAGUUUUAUAGGGAGUGAUGUACUGUACUGUAUUGAGAUUUCUACAGGAAUUUUAGUUUCCAGGUUUCCAGAUACAAACAUCAAAGCUCCAAGUGUGAUUUGUCCAAAUCAGGUCAAACAAUACCUACAAUUGCAAAUAUGUUAUUAAUAAUAAGGUGCCUAGAUUUUGCCUGUGUUCUUGAUCACUGAGAGUUUAACAUAACCAGUUACUGAUUAAAGAAUAUGUUAUAUCGUCAUAAAGUGAACCUAAUGUAAUUCAAAUUUGCACAAUUCAGAAUUAUCAUUACAGGUGUGAGGCUUGACUAUUUAUGGCCACAACAUUAAGUAUGCCUGUGCAAUUUGAUGACAUAUUUCAUGAGAUAUUUUACCCCUCAGAUGCUAUGGUUGCUAGAAAUGACGCAAAAUAUACUGUGCAAGUAAAUAUCUCUGUCUGACUCUUGUAUUGAAUUUCGCUUGACUGUGCCCGGGGACACACAAUAUUGUGGCUGGUGGUUGUUGCCCAUUCAGACCCAUUAUUAGGGCAAGUGAAAUUAUUUUUUAAUAACAGUUGCAUCUCGGUAACAUCAUUUUAUGAACCACUUCACUUGUACAUCACCUUUUCUCUCUGGGGUAUUUACAAUUAAAGAAAUAAGA
Doryrhamphus excisus (bluestripe pipefish) is the source of this 4366-nucleotide messenger RNA. It is a transcript of the gene itcha, whose product is annotated as itchy E3 ubiquitin protein ligase a. Gene Ontology annotation, molecular function: ubiquitin protein ligase activity; protein binding. Gene Ontology annotation, cellular component: cytoplasm. Gene Ontology annotation, biological process: proteasome-mediated ubiquitin-dependent protein catabolic process; protein K48-linked ubiquitination; protein K29-linked ubiquitination. Lineage: Eukaryota; Metazoa; Chordata; Actinopteri; Syngnathiformes; Syngnathidae. The record is from RefSeq and is a predicted model, not a curated record.